UCAGUUUCAACCAAUGUAUCUCCACUUAUCAGUCAUAUAAGUAUAUAAGUAACAGUCGGAAGGCCUCAGUAGCGUCAUUACACCGGAAAUAGUUUUUUUUUCCCCCUUAGCUAGCAUGUAUGUUUUUGUAGUAGAGAAUAACUUUCAGGUUAAUAUGAACAUGCUGUUUAAUGAUAUUUUAAUUUAAUUUAAAUUUGUUUCUUGUGACGAGAUAACAAAAUUCUACUUUAUUUAGGUUUAGUUAGACAUAAAAUGUUUCCAGCAGCUUUCCAACAUGGCGGUGGGAGGCCAUAUUGAAAGAACACGGAGCCUCAUGAUGCCAUGAUAGACGAUACAGACAACAGUACGCAGUUAUUCUGGAGGCAAUUAAUCCCAAUCAGCAUAUGUGGCGCAAUAAUGAAGGGGGCAACAGAGGAACACAAUUCAAUCAAAACCAACGAAGUAAACUGCAGGAGCUGGAAAGAAGAUAAGUAAAUAUACAACAAUUGUGUUUGUUCAUGUCCUUUGCAAAAAAACAAAAUAACAAAAAAACAACAACUCAUUAGUUAAUACGGACAUGUGACACGAAGUCAUGCAUCUGAAACAACGGAACCAGUUACAGUGUGUAUAUAUUUGAAGAAUAUUAUUGAGUGAACCCUGUUUGACAAAGGUGUGGUUUGACGACACAAUCACCUGUUUAUUCACGCGAAGUUUGUGCUAUGAAUGGUAAUACAUUUAAAUGUUUAAAUGUACAGAAAAACGAUUAAGUUAGUAAGAUUUAAAAAAAAAUACAAAAUGAAAUGUUUAUUCAAUGUUUAACUGUCUAUAAAGCCAAACGUUAAAUUGUAGAAGUACAAAAUGAUUCAAACAGCCAGCAUGAUUUGUAUUACUAUUAUUAAUAUUAUUAUAAAUAUUAAUAUUAUAAAUAUAAUUUUUUAUGAGGUGCGAACUUUUCAACAUCUGUCUUUUUUCACCCCAGAUCUGUUGGUGUGGUUGCAGAUCAAGAGUGGAGAUAAACGUGUGGGCGUUCCUGGUCGUGUUAGUGUGUGUUUGUGCGCACACACUUGUGUGUGUGUGUGUUUGCACGUCUUCACACACACACCCUUCUCCCUCCCUGUAGAUCAAGUGUUUUCCACCUAGAUGGGCGUGAUCGCACGGGGCGGGUCUUCUGUCUGCAGCUAUCAGAUCGUCGCUGUCUGGGUCUCACUUCUACUCAGAGGUACAGUCCGGGUCUGUUUAGGUCUGUCUUCAGUCCAGCAGUAGAUCAUUCAUCUGUGGGAUUAUCGGCGGGAUAGGAUAAAAUGAUGACUCCAGAGCCGCUGCGAUCGGCCACGACUGUUGGAAGUGGGGAGGACACUUCGCUCGCGCUUCCGUCCGACAGCGGACUACGUACGGGACAACAGCGCGUGCUCGACCAGGUGCACACGCUGAAGAGAAGCAAGUCCAAACCCGGGAAGAACGGAACCAUGGGCCCGGUAUCGGCAGGUCAGACAUAUGAGUUUACAUCCUUCAAAUUUUCUCCGAGUAAAGCCAGCAACGCCUUCAACCGCAGCUCGUCGACCAGUUUCAUCAAAACGGCCAAUACCCAGAGAAACCGCACUCAGUCCACCAAGUCCAUGGGAGGAAGACAUCAGAGCACUUCAGGAGCAUGGGAACAGCACAGCAAAUAUUCUAAUUGGGCCACAGGUCUAGGUACUCUGAAACCCAGCCGCAGUGACCCGGCCCUGGCUCACAGGUUCUACGCCGUCCCUGGAUCUUCAGUAAACAUGAAAAACAAAGUUCAGACUGCCCAGAACCACUACAACGUCCAAACUCAGAGCAAUCGACAUAGCAUUUACUCCGUCAACGGCAACUACAUGACCAAUAGCCAGACCCGCAUUACCCAGCCCACAUCUAGCCAGUCCAACAUCGAUGGCAAGAUGGGCACCAUGAAGAUCUCCAAGACAGACCUGCAGCAGUCUGCAGUAAAUACUGGGAUAAAUCUGUCAGAUCUGACUCUGAAAGAGGCCGUGGAAUUCUUAUCCCUUCCUGAGGAGAACUUCCAACAGUGUGGCGCCUCUUUCAUCCAGCACACCACAUACAAGGAGGAGCGAGCUAAACACGAGGUCUAUCAGCUGGGUGGGAUCCCCCUGCUGGUCAGCCUGCUGUGCCGCACCAACCCCGCCGUCAGCCAGGCUUCUGCUGGUGCCCUGAGGAACCUGGUCUUCAAAGAUCACAACAACAAGCUGGAGGUCCAGCACUGUGGAGGAAUCGCCAAGGCCUUACAGCUCUUAAAGGACACGGACUCCACUGAGACCCAAAAACAGAUCACAGGCCUGCUGUGGAACCUGUCGUCAGCUGACGAGCUCAAGGGGGAACUGACGGCGACAGCUCUGCCGGCUUUGACCGAGAACGUGGUGGUUCCGUUCACCUGUUGGUCCGACAACAGCGCUAACAACAACAUCCACCCUGAUGUAUUCUUCAACGCUACAGGCUGUCUGAGGAACCUGAGCUCCGGACAGCAGAGGGAGAGGCAUGUGAUGAGGGAAUGUCGAGGUCUCAUCGAUUCUCUCAUGAGUUACAUCGAGUCCUGCGUCGCCGAAGAAAACCCCGACGACAAGUCUGUGGAGAACUGUGCCUGCAUCCUCCACAAUCUGACCUUUCAGCUGGAGUCUGAAUCCCCUCAGUCCUUCAACAAGUACUAUCCCCAGACGGAGGUCCAGCCACAAAGUAAGAAGGGCUCACCGAUUGGCUGCUUCAGCCCCAAAAGCAGCAAAGCUCAGAAACAGUUUUCCUUCGACGUGAAUCACCCACUACCUGAGGACAGCGCCCCCUCAGGUGAACGGUGGCUGUGCCAUCCCAGAGCCAUGCAGACCUAUCUGUCCCUGUUGGGCUCGUCCCAGAAAGAUGGCACGCUGGAGGCGUGCUGCGGCGCGCUGCAGAACCUGACUGCCAGCAAGGGGCUGGGUUCCAUGGCCAUGAGUCAGAUUCUGGUCCAGAAGCUGGGCGCUUUGCUACACAUCUCCCCUCUAAUAAAGUCUCCCAACAGUACCCUGCAGAAGACAGCCAUGUCCCUGUUGAACAACAUGUCUCGGCUGUCCAGCCUUCAGCCGUCCAUCUCGAAGCAGGUCCUCCCGGAGCUGUGCACCCUCUUAUCCUCUGGUCCUCGUGAAAUGGGAAAAUGUGAUGAAACUGUGGCAGCAGGAUGUAACACAGCUCGCGCUUUGAUGACAGCUGACACUGAGAGCAGCAAAAAGCUAAUCACGACCAACCUGGUGACAGCUCUGGCAGACCUCAGUGAGAAUGGGUCUUUCCCCAAAGGAAGCAAAGCCGCGUCUCUGCUGCUCUACAGCUUGUGGAACGAGAAGAACUUCCAAGUUGUUUUGAAAAAGAUGGGUUUGGCCAAAUCGCUCUUCAUCAACAACAACACCACCUCUGUGCACCGGUCUGCACAGAUCAUCGACUGAGCUUCCCACAGUCGAGGGGCCGCCGUUCCAUACGUCCCAGAGGUAUGGUUUAGGUGCAGCGGCGCGCGGGUGGAAAUGUGUGUGUGUGUGUGUGUGUGUGUGUGAAAGAGAUUUAGAAGAGUUCUGCGUUGACUCCUGUUCAUGUGUGAACGUGCAGACGGAAAAGUGCAUGUUUGAACAGCGAUGCUGCUGCCGCCGCCGCCGCCG
Molecule: messenger RNA, 3632 nt
Organism: Cynoglossus semilaevis (tongue sole)
Lineage: Eukaryota; Metazoa; Chordata; Actinopteri; Pleuronectiformes; Cynoglossidae
Gene: pkp1a
Product: plakophilin 1a
Exons: 14
Coding region: 1281-3425 (714 amino acids)
Biological process (GO): cell-cell adhesion
Cellular component (GO): nucleus; adherens junction; plasma membrane
Molecular function (GO): protein binding
Source: RefSeq, a predicted model, not a curated record